AUGUCUCUCGGAGAGUCGGAGUACUGCCUACUGUACGUUAAAAUUGCUGAUUAUUCGUUUGUAUGUUACGAGGUGAAGAACAGUCAGGCUUGGGGAUUGGACACCGGCGCGGUAUGGGCAGAGGCGGAGCGGCGCGACAAGGAGGCUGCGGACAAGAGGGCGGAGGAGGAGAAGGCGAGGUGGCGCGCAAAGGCGGCGGAGGCAACGGCGGCAAGGAAGGAGGGCAAGGCGAAGAACAAGGAGGCCAAGAAAGCCAAGUCCGCCUUCAAGCUCGAGGAGGAGCGGAGGGCGCGGGCUGCGGCAGAGCUUCGCACACAGGAGGAGAGGGCGGCGCAGCUGGCUGCGGAGCAGGAGUCGACGAGGCGGGCGGAGCGGGAGGCGGCAGAGCUAGCGGGUGCGGCGGAGCAGGCGGCGCUGCGCGAGGAUGCGGAGCUGGCAGAGGCGCUGCGCCGGUCAGAGGUGGAUGCGGAGGAGGCUCUGGCGCGUCGGGUGUCGCGGUGCGAGGAGGCGGUGAGCAGCGAGUCGACCGGCGGCGGCGGGGACUUGCCGCGGCGUGUCGAGCGGCUGGAGGCGAGCCUCGGCACGGCGACCGAGGGUAGCCUCGAGGAGCGGGUCGGCGCCAUCGAGCGCUUGAUCGAGCCAGAGGCGGGAGAGGCGGCGGAGCAUCAUCUGCCAGUCGCCGAGCCGUCUGCUGCCGUCUCACUAGCGGACGCCGGCCUCGACACGGGGCGGCCAGCUGCCCCCGAGUCCACGAUGGGGGGCGAGACCACUUGUAUCGUGUGUUUCGCGAGAGGCAAGUCGCAUGCUGCGGUUCCGUGCGGGCACUUGUGUGCGUGCGGGCCAUGCUCUGAGCUGAUGCAAGAGUGUCCUUACUGCCGCGAGCUAGUGAUGAUGUGGAUGGCGCCGCUCGUCGACUCGUACCACGCCGGCAUGCUCGACGGGCUCGAGGAGGAGAGCCAGCCGCGGGCGGAGGAAAGCUUCCACUAG
Messenger RNA from Emiliania huxleyi CCMP1516, 987 nucleotides. RefSeq lists its product as hypothetical. The transcript has 4 exons. Bases 1 to 987 code for a protein of 328 amino acids. NCBI's taxonomy places the organism in Eukaryota, Haptophyta, Isochrysidales, Noelaerhabdaceae. The record is from RefSeq and is a predicted model, not a curated record.